AUGACAAAUAUCUGCAGCGAAUACCGGAAUAAGGAGAUACAUAAGCCCUUUGUCUUGUCGGCAAUACAAACGGCACCAUCAUAUCCUGUGACGUUACAGAAUCAGACUAGCUCAAGCACAGCCAUACGACCUAGAUCUCUUUAUACCGCGCACAAUUAUCAUGCACAAUCUGAAGAUCCUAGUUUUCAACGAUACAACGAGUUGUCUAAGUACUUCGAACCCCCGGCCGAACAGUGGAACGGCGGAGGAACCGGGUAUUCAGGAUCGGCGGCGAUCUGGCGACAGCCCAGGAAGUCGAUCGGCGGACCUUACUACGCAGCUGACGAGGCUUCCAUUUAUACGGAAAACUGGAGGGAGCAUGACACCGACGCCGGGGUCGGCAGCGUCGUUGCCACCCCCCAUGGCACUAUAUCGUUGAGGCUGCACAAUAGAAUACGCGUGGAUAUGACCAUUGAUCGCGCCGUCAGGGUUAUCAACUUUAAGAACAAUAUUGUUCUUUCCUUGAGCGGCUCCGGAGCGGCUGCCGCUUUACUACAUCCCAAUGGUAGGAUAUAUCAAUACGGUUCCCGGGUGGAGAUCGUCGCCCACGACAUGCACGGCAAUAACAAAUAUGCGAAAAUGUGGUACAAAGGAGUCAGUUUUACGUCAGAGCAAUGCGCUCUCGUUUAUCUGGUAGACACAGCUGGGACCAGGACCACGACGGACUCUUUCUCGGAUAUGAGUCAGGACUUCUCGCUGAGUGUCUUUUACUCGGAGUCUCGUCAUGGACCAACUUGUCUACAAGAAGCUGCGGCACAUCUCAAUACGGCUCAGUAUUGGCAAACAGAUGAAGGGGUUGAGAAUUGGAUUAUCAACAAUAUUAGAAUAUCCCAAACUCCCGAUGGUCUUGUCAGGAUUGCGCGAAACAGCAACAAAUAUCAAUUACGCACAUCGCCCAGCAACGGCACAGCAUCCUUGACGACGCCCUUCCUGCACUGCACCGCAUCUUUGGGUCAAACCUCGCAUCUGUUCGUGCGUCGCGGUGAACGUCGCAUGCACUACGAUGGUACCAGCUUUAUAGUGAGAAACGCGGGUCAUAGCGCCGGUUUCGAUGACAAUAAUCAGUUGAAGGUUUAUUAAUAAGAGCAAGAUUCGAUUCCUGCUGGGUUUGCCUACAAAACCGAGUAAUCCCAACUCGGAUUACUA
This is a messenger RNA of Nylanderia fulva, 1185 nucleotides long. RefSeq names its product wurstfest (gene fest). NCBI's taxonomy places the organism in Eukaryota, Metazoa, Arthropoda, Insecta, Hymenoptera, Formicidae. The record is from RefSeq and is a predicted model, not a curated record.